UUUAACCUGCAGGACACCUGGAGGAGCGCGGGGGCUGCAGCCGGACGUCUCUGACUUGAAGGAAUUUUGAAACUGAGGAACAUAAAGGAGUGAAGACGAGCUCCUGGAUGUCUUUUGGCCCGCGGGGAUUUUUUUUUCCCCCCGUUCCCCAAGGUGUCAUCACCUGGAUUGUCUCCUGAGACUUUUCUUCUUCUUCGUGGAAAGUUUGAGAAAGGACAUUAAGUGAAUUGAUUUUUCUUCCUGUUAUCUUUUUCCGUGUGGGACAGACACUGUGGGAAAACAUGUUGUGCUCCAGGAGAGUCCUGCAGCAGUGGUGCUUUGCUCUUUUCCUGCUCUGCUCUCCGGUGCCGCACUUCGGACGUCCGAUUGAUGCCCUGAGCAGCAGAAUAAAGCGCUCGGUGACUCACGCUCAGCUGAUGCACGACAAAGGUCGGACGCUGCAGGACUUUAAGCGUCGCAUGUGGCUGCAGGAGCUUUUGGAUGAAGUCCACACGGCGGAGAUCCGCGACCUUCCCGUCCGGACCACCGGAGGAGGCGGAAGCAGCAGUGGCGCCGGCGUCGGGCUGCCUGGGGUCAGCCUGGGCAUCAACCUGAGCACCACCGGCAGCACCCUGCACUCCAAACCGCCCGGAGGAACCAAGAACCUCCCCAUCACCUUCAGGCUGGAGGAGGAGGAGGGCACCAACCUGCCGCAGGAGACCAACAAGUCUCAGACAUACAAAGACGGCGUCCUCAAAGCGCCCGGCAAGAAGAAGAAGAAAGGGAGGUCCGGGAAGAGGAGGGAAGGAGAGAAGAGGAAGAGGAGGGCACGUUCACUGGGGUGGAGGCUGGAGGACGAACCCGGGAGUGGACUCCACCUGGAGUGGAGGUCUCUGCUCGGCCUGCAGAGGGCGCUGCUUUAAACGCUGUCAGUCUCUGACAAAGAAACCUACGGACAGUUGGAGUGG
Seriola dumerili (greater amberjack) is the source of this 947-nucleotide messenger RNA. It is a transcript of the gene pthlha, whose product is annotated as parathyroid hormone-related protein-like. The coding region runs from base 282 to 902 and encodes 206 amino acids. Gene Ontology annotation, cellular component: extracellular region. The transcript has 4 exons. Lineage: Eukaryota; Metazoa; Chordata; Actinopteri; Carangiformes; Carangidae. Gene Ontology annotation, molecular function: peptide hormone receptor binding; hormone activity. The record is from RefSeq and is a predicted model, not a curated record. Gene Ontology annotation, biological process: osteoblast development; bone mineralization; adenylate cyclase-activating G protein-coupled receptor signaling pathway.